AUGUCUGUGCUCAAAAUCCUGUGCUGUUUGCUGCUAACGUAUCACCUCAAUGAGGGGAAGAAAAUCAAAGAAAACAGAGCAGGUGCAGUGGACACAGAGCAGAGGGUAGUCCGGAGGAUGAAAGAGCCGUAUGUCAGCAGUUCAGUCUUCAGGAUGUUUUUAGAAGGUGAGGACAACUGCAUACUGAACCCUCUGCAGCUGCACACUCUCACCUCCUGUGGCUUCAACAGCAGUAAUCCCCUCAUCAUCAUCACUCACGGGUGGUCGGUGGAUGGUAUGAUGGAGGGCUGGGUGUUCAGGUUAGCCACAACCCUGAAGACAAAUCUAAUAGACAUCAACGUAGUGAUUAACGACUGGCUGUCCCUGGCUCAACAGCACUAUGCCACAGCUGCACAGAGCACCCGCACUGUUGGAAAAGACAUAGCUCACCUGCUGCAGUCACUUCAGAUACACUACCAGUACCCAGUUAGAAAGGUUCAUUUGAUUGGCUACAGCCUUGGCGCUCACAUCUCUGGAUUUGCUGGAAGCUAUCUGGAAGGUUCGGAGAAAAUUGGAAGAAUUACCGGUCUCGAUCCAGCGGGGCCACUGUUUGAAGGCAUGUCUCCCACAGACAGACUGUCCCCUGAUGAUGCUGAAUUUGUGGAUGCCAUCCACACCUUCACCAAGAAACAUUUGGGCCUCAGUGUGGGCAUCAAGCAAGCUGUGGCACAUUAUGACUUUUACCCCAACGGAGGAGACUUCCAACCAGGAUGUGACCUGCAUAGCAUUUACGAGCACAUAAGCCAGUAUGGACUCCUCGGUUUCGAGCAGACAGUAAAAUGUGCACAUGAGCGGUCCGUCCAUCUAUUCAUUGACUCUGUGCAGAAUAAAGACAAGCAGAGCAUGGCCUACAGGUGCAGUGACACAAGUGCUUUUGACAAAGGCGUCUGUCUGGACUGUCGGAAGAAUCGUUGCAACACACUGGGCUACAAUAUCAAGAAGGUUCGCAGUGGCACCAGCAAGAGGCUCUACCUGAAAACACGCUCUCGGAUGCCUUACAAACUCUACCAUUAUCAGUUCAGGAUCCAGUUUGUCAACCAGAUGGAGGGGAUCGAGCCCCUUCUCACCAUCUCCCUCACUGGAACAAAGGAGGAGAGCGGAGAGCUACCCAUCACUAUCACUGAAAGGAUUUCAGGUAAUAAGACCUACAACUUCCUGAUCACCCUGGACAGAGACUUAGGGGAUCUGAUGUUGCUCAAAUUGCGCUGGGAGGGAUCGGCUCUGUGGAAGAACGUGUGGAACCGGAUGCAGAACAUCAUUCCCUGGGGUGGCCGGGAGAGAAACCCACUGCUGACUGUGGGCAAGAUCAGCAUCAAAGCAGGGGAGACGCAGGAGAGGACAUUUUUUUGUGCCACGACAAAUGAUGGGCAGCGUGUUGAAGUGUCGCAAGAUAAAGUGUUUGUGCGCUGUAAAGAAGACAAAUCAAAACAGCACAGAAGACCGCACAACUAA
Molecule: messenger RNA, 1491 nt
Organism: Perca flavescens (yellow perch)
Lineage: Eukaryota; Metazoa; Chordata; Actinopteri; Perciformes; Percidae
Gene: lipca
Product: lipase, hepatic a
Exons: 9
Coding region: 1-1491 (496 amino acids)
Biological process (GO): lipid catabolic process
Molecular function (GO): lipoprotein lipase activity; apolipoprotein binding
Source: RefSeq, a predicted model, not a curated record